Messenger RNA from Closterium sp. NIES-67, 2846 nucleotides. Lineage: Eukaryota; Viridiplantae; Streptophyta; Zygnematophyceae; Desmidiales; Closteriaceae. The record is from the annotation of a GenBank genome assembly.
CACCUACACUACCAAUCCAAAACCAGCGUUUUAGAAUGUUAUGGCGGCGAGAAGUAAGAACCAGUGGCAGCUAAACCAGCGAGUUGUGCUCACAGCGUCAGGAACCAGCGGCACACAUACACUGCCGUGGAACCUGGACCGCAGCUGCAGCUUCUGGCAGUUUCCGUUCAUUUCGGCCGAAUUUAGCAGGCCAUUUCUAUUAGAAAGGCCAUGCCUCCUCCUCUUCCUCCUCCUCCUCCCUCUCCUUCUCCUCCUCCUCUUUCUCUGGGUAUAUCUCGACUUCGUCACACCUCUCAGCGCCCUCCUUUCCGUCUCCUUGCCGCAGCCUCCGUUACAGUCACAUCUCUCUCACUCACCUCUGUCUCAGUCGCAGCAGCAGCUUCAGCCGUCCAUUAAUGGGGAGGCACUAGCGGCUCCUUCUGCUGCUGCUGUUUCACUCAGGCGAAAGUGGCAGCUGGGAGCAGACUCCUCUGUGCCCCCACCACGCCCACUGAACGGCGAAACCCAGGCAGCAGGAGUGGGGACGCCUGGGACCCAGGCGUCUCCUCCGCUGCCGCCCAUCCCUGGGCCCCAACCACCAACUCGCCCUAAGUCGGCCAUCCCCGGGCCCCUGCUACCCUCUCGCCCCAACCCUCUCAUUCCCGGCUCCCGCCUCUUCUCUCCAAGCGCUCUGAGGGCGUUUGAGCGCCGAUUCGAGUGUCUCGCAUCGCAGGGCGUGUGGGACUUGGACCCCCUGCCACGCCCCCUGCCCUGGACCCCAAGGGGGGGAUGGUCGGGGGGGGAAUGCGACGUGCGGUGGGCGGGGGAGGAAAUGUGGCGCGAGGAGAGGGCGGGGGAGGAUGAUGGGGAAGGGGAAACCAGUGGAGAUGAGAUACAAGGAGAGGAGGGUGGUGGGGAGGAGACGAGGGGAGAGGAAAGCGUGGGGGCUUCACGAGAAGGAGAGGCAGCAGAUGGAGAGGAGAGUGGGAAAGAUGGUGGUGUGGGAGGGGAGGAUCAGGUGGUCGCAGGCAAGAUGGGAGACGGAGCAGUGGAAGGACGAAAGGCCCAAGAGCUUGCUGCAACCAGCCGAUUAGAUCAGGAAAUCUUAGAUCAGCCAAUUGCGGAAACAGACGGCUCUGAUGGGGCAGCUUUCGCCACAGAUAGCCAAGCAGACGCUUCAGCAAUAUCGGAACCAGGAGAGUCGGAAGCACCUGAAGCAUGGGGAGCACCUGAAGAUUUUGGGGACUUAAGCGUGGACGAAGCAGCGACAGGGAGUGUGGGUGAAGAAUUGAGUGAGGGGCAAGGGGUUCUCGUGCCUCCGGAUCUAGACGAGUCAUCACUCGCAGCACCUGAAGCACCUGAAGAAACUGAAGCACCUGAAGAAACUGAAGCACCUGAAGAAACUGAAGCACCUGAAGAAGCUGAAGCACCUGAAGAAGUUGAAGCACCUGAAGUGAUUAAUACGCCUGAAACAUCUGAAUCGCCUGAAGCCAUGGCAGCAUCUGCAGCACCAGAAGGCAACAAUCUACCUGACGAGCCGACAACACCUGAAGGGAACAAUCCACCUGACGAGCAGACAACACCUGAAGGGAACCCUGCACCUUCAGCACGGCAAGAAACGUCAUUCCCCAACCUGGCAUUUGAAGCAGCAGACAGAGUAGCCAUCUUCGCACAGCCAGCAGCAGAGUGGAGAGUAAGAGAAACACUUAAGUACCAGUGGCGAGUGAAGCUUAAGUGCGGGGCGUGGGGGGAAUUUGACAGGGCGAGACUGGCCACUGUGCUUGCAGGGAGAACUGUGCUUAUAGUGGGGGAUUCGCUCAGCUCUAUGAUGUUCAGGUCGAUAAGGAAUCACCUGCUGCAGAGACACGUGAGGGAUCAGGGCUUCUCUAGGUACGGUGAAGAGUUUGUAGAGAGGGGGAGAGAAGAGAGGGGGAGUUUGGAGGGGGAGAGUGUGGAGGGGGGGAGUUUGAGGAGGGGAGGUGUAGAGAGGGAGAGUGUGGAGAGGAGACGUGUGGGGAGGGUUGUUGCUCGGGACGAGGUUCUUGCUGUGUGCGAGCAGCGCUUGCAGCACCCGCAGCUGCAGGAGAGGCCAGAUGUGGCGUUCUGUGGCGCUGUUUCCUUGGGCUUUGACCAUGAUGGUACAGGUGGUGAUAGUAGCAGCAGCAGCAGCGGCGGCAGCAGCAGCGGCAGCAGUGGCAGCAGCAGCAGCAGCAGCAGCAGCAGGAGCAGCAGCAGCAGCAGCAGCGGUAGUGUUAACAACAGUCGGCUCAGUAAUAUACUGUUCCUUUACCUCCGGGAUGACAUACUCCAUACAAGCUUGGAACCCACUAUAAGAAUCCCCGAGCUUGUCUCCCUCCCGUGGAUCGAUAUCAUUCAGCCACAGAAUGGAGAUGACCCUCAUUCCCACACUUUACUGGGAGGCUACCAACCCGCCUCAAUCCUCAUUCUGAAUCGCGGGGCGCACUAUAAAGAGGACGAAGUGUUCCGAGCGGAGCUGAACGAAACGCUUAACAAAGCACGAGCAGCGGUGCCAGAUCUCCUGAUCAUCUACCGCAGCUCGCCACCGGGACACAAAGACUGCGACAUUCUCACAGCCCCAUUGGCUGAUCGACAAAACCCGGGCGAUUUACCCUAUCAUUGGGGGGAUUUUGCCCGGCAAAAUGAGAUUGCGAGGGAGUUGGUGAGGGGGGUAGGCGGUGUGUUCUUGGAUGUAUAUCCUAUGACGGCCUUGAGACCUGAUGGCCACAGCUCCCCCCCUGCUGACUGCUUGCAUUACUGCUUACCGGGACCUCCCGAUGAAUGGACUCGAGUCUUGUAUCACAUGCUUUUGGAUUUGCUUUAACAUGGUAUUCUUUAUUCGAUUUAUU